Benincasa hispida (wax gourd) is the source of this 2015-nucleotide messenger RNA. RefSeq names its product cytochrome P450 CYP72A219-like. The record is from RefSeq and is a predicted model, not a curated record. Lineage: Eukaryota; Viridiplantae; Streptophyta; Magnoliopsida; Cucurbitales; Cucurbitaceae. Gene Ontology annotation, molecular function: heme binding; oxidoreductase activity, acting on paired donors, with incorporation or reduction of molecular oxygen; iron ion binding.
AAAGUCUGUGGGUUAUAAAUAGCAGAGACAACUUAGAGAACUCACAGCCAUUUAAUUUGUUCAAUAAACUCAGUUUUGAGAACUCUGUUUGUUUACAAAUAUGUCGUGUGUUGUAGCUACGAUUUCAAUUUGGAUGAUACUCGCCAUAUUGCUAUUAUUGGGAUUGAAAUUUCUGAACUGGAUUUGGUUAAGGCCAAAGAAAUUAGAGAAGCUUUUAAAACGGCAAGGUUUCGCCGGAAAUUCUUACCGGAUUCUCUACGGUGACUUGAAGGACAGAGCCGCCAUGAGAGAACGGGCAAUCUCCAAGCCUAUGAACUUCUCCAAUGAUAUUGCUCCACGUGUUGUUCCUUCUGUUCAUCAUACCAUCCAAAAAUAUGGCAAGAAUUCAUUCAUGUGGCUUGGCCCCAUACCAAGAGUGCACAUCAUGGACCCUGAACAACUUAAAAUUGUGUUCUCAUUGAUCAAUGAUUUCCAAAAGCCAACUAGGAAUUUGAAUCCCCUUGCCAAGUUGCUUGCGGAUGGACUUUUAAAUCAUGAAGGGCCAAAAUGGGUCAAACACAGAAAGAUAAUCAAUCCUGCAUUUCAUUUAGAAAAACUUAAGGAUAUGGUACCAACAUUCUACCACAGCUGUAACGAGAUGGUUAGGAAAUGGGAAAGCAUGGUCUCUGUAGAAGGAUCUUGUGAGUUGGAUGUAAUGCCUUACCUACAAACUAUGACUGCUGAUGUGAUUUCUCGAACUGCAUUUGGGAGUAGCUAUGAAAAAGGAAAAGAAAUCUUUAAGCUUCAAACUGAACUAGCUGAUUUGGUGAUUCAAUCUACCUUUGGGAUUUAUAUUCCAGGAUGGAGAUUUCUACCCACAAAGUCAAACAACAAAAUGAAGGAGAUAAGUAAAGAGAUAACAACUCUGAUCUUGGGUAUUAUAAAUGAAAAGGAAAAGUCUAUGAAGACAGGUGAAGCUAUCCAAACUGAUUUAUUAAGCAUUCUUAUGGAAUCCAAUUUGAAUGAAAUUAAACAACAUGGGAACAAUAAAGACAUUGGAAUGAGCAUAGAAGAUGUUAUUGAUGAAUGCAAGCUUUUCUAUAUUGCUGGUCAAGAAACUACAGCAACAUUACUAGUUUGGACAAUGAUAUUGUUGAGUUCAUACUCAGAAUGGCAAAAGCAAGCAAGAGCAGAGGUCUUUGAGAUCUUUGGUAACAAGAAACCAGAUUAUGAUGGUUUAAGUCGACUAAAAGUUAUAACUAUGAUCUUGAACGAGGUUCUCAGGUUAUACCCACCAGUGAGUAUGUUUGCUCGUUUUGUUAAAAAAGAAACAAGACUUGGAAAUUUGACUUUGCUAGCAGGAGUGAUGUUGGGCUUACCAACUGUUCUUAUCCAACGUGAUCCUGAGUUAUGGGGAGAAGAUGCAGAUGAAUUUAAACCAGAAAGAUUUUCUGAGGGAGUCUCUAAAGCAACAAAAAAUCCAGGUGCUUUUGUACCAUUUGGUUGGGGUCCUAGAAUAUGCAUAGGACUAAACUUUGCGAUGAUUGAAGCCAAAAUGGUAUUAUCAAUGAUCCUACAACGCUUCUCAUUUGAGCUUUCAUCAUCGUAUACACACGCUCCCACUGUCACCAUGACAACGCAGCCUCAACAUGGAGCUCAUAUUAUACUACACAAACUGUAGUUAGCUCCUUAAACUAAGUAUGCUUGCACAUUAUCAAAAGGCUAGGAAAGUUUCUGUGCUUCGACUAUGUAUAAUUUCAAAACCUUUGAGAAAAAGAUACCUACACAUGGUCUCAACUAAAUACCCUUUUCAGUGCUCACCAGCUUCUACAUAAACAGUUUCGAGGGUAAUGGCAUCUACUCAUUUUUUGGCUUGAGAUGAUUAAUGCUUGUAAUUUUACCAUUUAUGUCAAAGUUAAAGUUCACAAAACAAAGGAGGCCACUGUUAGAGUUAGACUGUACUUUCACUCCUUACCAUCUGAAGGGCAAGUCGAUACACUAUAAAUAAUAUGUGUUCCUGAUUCAAAAUAGUCAAA